CGAGAACUCAGGGUGUGGCUUAAACUGCAACACCCGACUAUCGUACCGCUACUUGGUAUCGCAAAGGUCCAAGAUUCUCUAUUUCCGGCUCUCAUUUCCGAAUGGAUGUCUUCUGGGACAUUAUUUACAUACUUCAAGGAGCAAGGUACAAUUUCCGCAUCCACUCAAAUCAAACUGGCCAGGGGCGUUGCUGAUGGCCUCGAAUAUCUUCACUCCCAAGAUGUCGUUCACGGCGACCUCCAUCCUGGGAAUGUGCUCGUAGAUGGUUCCGGGCACCCACGCCUCACAGAUUUUGGUCUCGCGACAGUCGCAGGGGACGUAGAGUCGCAGUUGAAUACGACGACCGCAGGCCGCAGCUUCAAUCCUCAAUGGCGUGCGCCUGAGGUCAUUGGAAUCGACCCGGAGGCUGAACUUGUACGACCGAAUUUCAAGAGUGAUGUAUAUUCUUUCGGU
This is a messenger RNA of Suillus subalutaceus, 453 nucleotides long. RefSeq names its product kinase-like domain-containing protein. The record is from RefSeq and is a predicted model, not a curated record. The transcript is spliced from 4 exons. Lineage: Eukaryota; Fungi; Basidiomycota; Agaricomycetes; Boletales; Suillaceae. Gene Ontology annotation, biological process: protein phosphorylation. The annotation marks the transcript as partial. Gene Ontology annotation, molecular function: protein kinase activity; ATP binding.